Molecule: messenger RNA, 7890 nt
Organism: Ruditapes philippinarum (Manila clam)
Lineage: Eukaryota; Metazoa; Mollusca; Bivalvia; Venerida; Veneridae
Exons: 46
Coding region: 124-5604 (1826 amino acids)
Biological process (GO): sphingolipid metabolic process
Cellular component (GO): lysosome
Source: RefSeq, a predicted model, not a curated record
GAAUCGUGUUGGUAGUUUUAUCACUUUGAGUUUCUAGAUUAUAAACGGUCACGUGAUAUAAUCACAUGAUUUUCGAAGGAAGACUACACAAACAAUUUAGUAAAAACUGAAACUUGUUUUGUCAUGCGGCUUCUUUUGUUUUCGUUGAUUUUGCCGUUUGUACUUGGUGGAGCUAUUCCAGGAAAGGAGAAAUGUGUAUGGGGACCUCCAUACUGGUGUAGUCAUGUGACACAUGCACGAGAAUGUGGAGCUACACAACAUUGUCUACAGACUGUAUGGAAAAAUCAGAUCAUCAAACCUGAAUCUAUUAAGACGUGUACGUAUUGUGAACUUAUUGUGAAUGCCUUUAGAGAUGCCAUACAGCAGCCACCAACACAGACUCAGAUUGAGGCUGUGUUGGCCAAUGUGUGUGCUAUUCUCCCAGAUUCUGACACCAGAGAUAUGUGUCAAGGAAUAAUUAAGGAAUAUGUCCCAGAGCUGAUACAGAUGUUUGAAAAUGAUAUUACAACAGACAUGAUCUGUGCGACACUUGGUUUAUGCUCGGGUCUGGAGGAUAGAUGGAGUCCAUUUGGAGUUAAAGCCUCCAACAGUACAGACUACUGUAGUGAUUGUACCAGGUUCUUCACAGAUGUACAGCAGAGUAUUACAUCUAAUGAAACAUUGAAUCAGUUAUUACAGCUACUGAAUCAAACAUUAUGCAAUGAACUUGGUGUCUUCAGUGAAACAUGUAUAGAUCUUGCCAAGCAAUAUCUGCCUGUUGCCUUACAGACUUUAGCCAGUCAACUUGACCCAAACAUCGUGUGUAGGAUAUUUGGCUUUUGUUCAACUAAUAGUGAAAUAGACCAGGCUAUCAUGAUGAAGAAUAUCUUCAAUGAAAGAUCUUCAAAGGAUGUUAUAAAGUACAGAUCUGAUGAGGAGUGUGUACUUUGCCAAGAUUUUGUCAAGGAAUUAGACACCUUAAUGGAAGAUCCAGCAAAACAGACGAAGCUGUUUAACUUGAUCAAGAACAAUUUCUGUGCCGAGACUGGAUCAUUUAUUAUUCAGUGUCACCAUUUGGCAGAUGGAUAUAUCCGUCCAUUGAUUACAAUCAUAGCCAAUAAAUUACAAAUGGAUCCAACGAUCACAUGUAAGAUUGUUGGUCUGUGUGCCUCAGCUGACGUCAAGGAUGAUAUGCAGCAGAUGAUGAAGAAAAUGUUUACAGUUAGAAAAUCCAAGGGUGUUAUAACAUCUGAUGAGGAGUGUGUACUUUGCCAAGAUUUUGUCAAGGAAUUAGACACCUUAAUGGAAGAUUCAGCAAAACAGACGGAGCUGUAUACCUUGAUAAGGAAAUAUUUCUGUUCCAAGACUGGGUCAUUCGGUAGUCAGUGUCACCAAUUGGCAGAUGCGUAUAUUCGUCCAUUGAUUACAAUGCUAGCCAAUAAAUUACAAAUGGAUCCAACAAUCACAUGUAAGAUUGUUGGUCUGUGUGCCUCAGCUGACACCAAGGUUGAUAUGAUGCAGAUGAUGAAGAAAAUGUUUACCAUUAGAAAAUCCAAGGGUGUAGUUGGGAACAAGGUUGGAGAUGAGGAAUGUGAUGUAUGUAAAGAUUUAAUUAAUCAGGUUGAUGAACUGAUCAGAGAUAAAGCUAAUCAGGACAAGUUUAUUUAUGAGGUGAAGAACGUUGUCUGUCCAGAACUUGGCACUUUACAAGAUCAAUGUAAAGAACUUGUUGAUGAGUAUGCCCCUAUGUUGUUUGAACUUCUUGUGAAUGAACUGGACCCAUCAACUUUCUGUGAAGAAGUUGGUUUUUGCCCGGUUCCCAGUGUAACUACUGUUGAACUAACAAAGGUUGAGGAACCAGCAGGUAUGGUAGGAGCAGGCUAUGUGAAACAGUCAGAGGAAUGUACCAUUUGUCUAACCAUUCAGACAUACGUGGAUAAUCUUCUUAAGAAGAAUGACACUGUUAAAACAAUUGAUGAUUUACUGGACAAGGUGUGUAAAAGGCUGCCAACCAAGUUACUGGAUGAACAUUGUGAAGAUUUUGUUCAGAAAUUUGGACAUGAAAUGAUUGAUAAACUCUCCAAAGAGAAUGUGUGUCAACUAAUUGAUGUCUGCCCUAAACAAAAAGCGCAAGUAAAGAAGAUAUCAGAUGGGAAAUGCGAGCUGUGUCAGUUGUUUGUUUCUGUAUCAGAAUCCUUGGUGGCCAACGUGUCUGAGGAUGUAAUUUUGAACGACCUUAGAGGACUGUGUAGCGUUAUACCAGGAAAUUUUUCAGCGACAUGUUUGAAUUAUGUAAAUGUUUAUGGACCUUUGGUAAUCAGUGCUUUGAAGACAAAAGAAGAUCCAAAGACACUAUGUCAACUUAUGACUGCAUGCCCAGCAAAACACCUACCUUACAUGACUAAACCAAUUCCGGAAACAUUACCUGCAUUGAAAGCUCCUUCAAAAGAGUGUGAAUUCUGUGACACAGCUGUUGUUAUGGUAAAAUAUUUACUGGAAAACAAGGCAACUGAGGCUGAAUUAGAAAAGGCUUUGGAUGGACUAUGUAAAUAUGCAUCUUCGCUGGCACCAGUAUGUACAAGUCUUGUGGCACUUUAUGGAGACAAGAUUAUUGCCUUGGUGAUCAGCGAAUUGAAUGCCAAUGAAAUAUGUAGUACACUUAGACUUUGCACGGAAAUGAAGAAACAGGCCCCAGCUCUGUCAGCAAUUAUGUCCCCUUAUGAUAUACUCCCAGUGGGAAAAGUUGUAGAGAAUGAAAAAGCAUCUGUGAAGGUCCCAUCAAAGGAAUGUGAAUUGUGUGAUACUGUAGUUGUUAUGAUAAAAUAUUACUUGAACUCAAAUCAAACAGACGAUGAAAUCAAGGCUGCAAUGGAGGCAUUAUGUGGGGAGAUUCCUGCCGAAGAGAUUUCAGGAUUAUGCAAGUCCCUGGUGGAUCAGUAUGCAUUUCAGAUUAUUGAGCUACUACGAAAAGAGUUGAAUGCUACAUAUAUUUGUACAAAGUUGGGCUUUUGCAAAGCUCUAACAAAACAGGUGUCUGCUGUAUCAGUGAUUAUGUCCCCUUAUGAUACUCUUCCAAUUGUAAAUCCAGUGGAAAAUAAACCAGUUGUACAGACAUCAGAACAGUGUGAGUUAUGUAAAGAGGCUAUCAACAUGAUGAAGUCCUACAUCACGAAAAAAUCAACAAGGGAGGAAAUUAAGAAGGUUGUAGAAACAUUCUGUACGAAAGUUCCGUCUGUAUUUAAAUCAAAGUGUGAUAAUCUGAUACAACAAUAUGGAGAUAUUAUCAUUAACUUACUGGUACAAGAGGCUGAUGCUGAAAAGAUCUGUGAAGAAAUUAAACAAUGUGUUGCAUCUAUAUCUGACAUUAUGUCACCAUAUGAUACACUUCCUAUUGUACAACCUGUCAGUAAUGAUAAAGUGUCAGAGAAAGCAGGUAAUGUGGUAGAAUGUGAGGCCUGUAAAUACGUCAUGAACUUCUUAGAUAAGGAGUUACAGAAUAAUAAAACUGAGGAAAACAUUAAAGCAGCAUUGAAAGAGAUCUGUUCUAAGAUGCCCAGCGAGAUAAAAGACCAGUGUACAAAGCUUGUUGAUCAGUAUGCCCAAGCAGUAAUCAACUUUCUGAUAAUGGAUAUGAGCCCAGAUGAAAUAUGCAAGGCUUUAAGCCUCUGUGAUUCUAAAGUUAAACAGCUUCCUAAACCAGUACAUGUUAAAUUACUGAAAGAUGCCAAAGGAGCUGUUGCUGGCCCAACAGAGUGUGAAGUUUGUAAAAUUGUUUUGAAAGUUGUUGACACCUUCCUUGGAGAAAAUCGAACAGAGGCAUCUAUCAAAGAAGUACUUGACAGAGUAUGUAGUGCUCUCCCAGAUACAAUCAGCAGUGAAUGUGAACAACUAGUGAACACAUAUAGUGAUGUGUUGAUUAAAUUGUUGUUACAAAACUUAGACCCUGAAACCAUCUGUAAACAGAUAAAACUAUGUACAGCACAGACAAGGAAAACAGAAGGCACUAUAAAAGCAAGUGUUACAUGUGUGAUAUGUGAAUUUGCUCUCAAAGAAAUAGAUGAUUAUCUCAAAGGGAACAGAUCUGUGGCUGCUAUUACAACAGCUUUAGAGGAAGUGUGCUCAUUGAUGCCUGACACUAUAACGACAGAAUGUAAAGAAUUUGUUGACAAAUACAGUAAAGUAAUCAUCAGUCUGCUUGUACAGAAUAUAGAUCCUACAACAAUCUGUACUAGAAUUGGACUGUGUACAGGAAAAUCUGUCUCUUCGUUAGAGAAUAUAAUACCACUGAAAACAAAGGGCACUAUAAAAGCAAGUGUUACAUGUGUGAUAUGUGAAUUUGCUCUCAAAGAAAUAGAUGAUUAUCUCAAAGGGAACAGAUCUGUGGCUGCUAUAACAACAGCUUUAGAGGAAGUGUGCUCAUUGAUGCCUGACACUAUAACGACAGAAUGUAAAGAAUUUGUUGAAAAAUACAGUAAAGUAAUCAUCAGUCUGCUUGUACAGAAUAUAGAUCCUACAACAAUCUGUACUAGAAUUGGACUGUGUACAGGAAAAUCUGUCUCUUCGUUAGAGAAUAUAAUACCACUGAAAACAAAGGUGCUGGGCAACCUGAAAUCAAGUGUAGUUACAUGUGAAACAUGUAAAUAUAUUAUGAGCUAUGUGAAGACUUUACUGAAGGACAACAAAACAGAGGCUGCAGUUCAAGAAGCUCUGGACAAAGUAUGCAGUUAUCUCCCUGCACAAAUAUCAGAUCAGUGUACAGCUUUUGUGAACGAGUACACAGAUAUGGUUGUUCAGCUUAUAGCCAAUGAUGUCUCCCCUGACCAAGUGUGCACUGCUAUUGGACUGUGUUCAUCAGGGAAAAAAUCUCAGUGGGGAGCAUUUGUUAAAAUCCUUCCUGAUAAACAGAAAGAAAAUGGAAAGCUGCAGUCAAGUAUAAAAUGUGUGAUCUGUGAGUUUGUGAUGUCCAAGUUGAAGGAUAUACUAAAAGACAACAAGACUGAGGCUGCAGUUCAAGAAGCUCUGGACAAAGUAUGCAGUUAUCUCCCUGCAUCAAUUACAAAUGAGUGUACAUCUUUUGUGAACGAGUACACAGAUCUAGUUGUUAAGCUUAUAGCCAAUGAUGUCUCCCCAGACCAAGUAUGCACUGUUAUUGGACUGUGUUCAUCGGGGAAAAAAUCCCAUUGGGGAGCAUUUGUUAAAAUUCUUCCUGAUAAACAGAAAGCAAAGUCAGAUUUUUGUGGGCCAUGUAAGUUUUUGGUGGAUCAAUUGCAAGAGUUUUUGAAGGAGAAUAGAACAGCUAAAGAAAUUGAAGAAUAUAUGCGUAAACUUUGUGAUAUAUUACCAGAUACUGUUACAGCACAGUGCCAUGAUGUUGUAGACCAGUACAUUCCAGCCAUACUGGAUCUCAUUGGACAAAAUCUUAAACCAGAAGAAAUAUGCAAGCAACUUGGAUUCUGUAAUGCCACAGUAGCCCAGAAGAAGGAUGACAAAACUUUGUUCUUUAAAUCUCACAAACUGGUUGGGACAAACAAAUGCACAUACGGACCUGCCUAUUGGUGUGCUAAUAAAGACAAUGCUGCCGAAUGUAAUGCAAUGGAGCACUGUUUGAGACAUGUGUGGAACUAAAGUCCAUCAAUAUUUGUAUUUUGAAGAUUCUCCACAUUAUUCCAGCAUAACUAACUUACUUUGAAGUAUUCACCUAGGUUGUCACAUUAUAUGAAAGGGAAAAAGCAAAAUAAAACAUAGAAUAAAAAUUGUUAUCAAAAUAUUUAUGUUCCUAAAUAAUAAAAGUAUAUGGUAACCAAUGAUUUAUCAGAAAAAAAGACAAGUUUGAUUUUUUCUUCAUUUUUUGUUUCAUUUGUCAGGAUUGUGUUUUAUUAUCAUUCCAUAAGUGUACAAAAUAUUUAUAUUACAAUUCUCAUGAAGCAAUAUAAAGGUUGAUUGUAAAGGUUUGUUAUAUAUCAUCAUGUAGAUAGGAUACAUAAGUAUGCUUUGAUUUAUUUUCAAUGCAGAAUAUUAGUUUGUAUGUCAACAUUAGAAAACAAACAAAAAAUCUUUAGGGUUUCAUGGCAUCAUUUUCUUGAUUGAAAUGUAGACAUUCAAUUUAAACAUCAGGUUAUUGCCAUCAAAGUUAGCCAAGUGUGAUUUAGAGAAAUUUAGUUUUAAAUAGCUUUGAUUCUUUAUAAUAUUGAUAAAGUGGAACAAUUGGCACCAGUUAAACCUUGAUACUUGUUUAAAGACAUACUGUAAUGAAUGUUCAAUCAGAAAUUUUAGGUCUGACUUAGAAAUGAUUUUAUGUCUGCUUAGUUGUAAGAUUGUUGUAUGAAAUUUAGUGUUUAACUACUUACUAUGUCUAAAAAAAAAAGAAGUAUCAAGGGAUAAUUUAAUUUGAUUCCUUAUAGAAAAGCUUCUAAAUGUGCAAUUUGAAUAUUUUAUUUUAGUUUCCUCAUGAGCUGUAUACAUUUUGUUCUGCAUAAUUUUUUGAAAAAUGAAAUAUUUGAUUUAUAUAUGUCACUAGCUUGUUUUAUUUAUAGUAGUUAAAAAUAGUUUAAAACUGGUAUGUGAUAUAUGUGCACAGUUUAUUCUAACAUACUUCAAAAUUGGAUAUUAACAGUAAAUGGUUAAAUGAUAUAUUUGAUAUUGUGUUUGAACAUAUAGGCAUAUAUGUGAUAUUUUACUGAGAUAACUUGUAUGACUAAUAUAAGUUCAUGAUAUAUACAUGUAAUGUUCUAUGUUGUCUGUAAUACAUGUUAUGUAACAUUUAUGUUGUUAUUGAAUUGAUAGAACCAGCAUGAUUUUUUGCUCUUUUUUCUACUACAACAAUUUUUUUUAAAGAAAAAUUUCAAAAAAAAAUAUUGAAAUAUUAUUUUCAGAAUCACAGUUCAAAAUACCUCAUUUAAGUUUAUAAGACGUAGAUAUUUUUUCCAGUUUCAUUUAUACGGCUAAUGUAGUUAUCAUAAUUGGCAGAACACAUUAAAUAGCAAGAAAUGUAGCUGAAAUUUUCGCAAAUCAUGAAACAAGAUGAUAAUGUAUUAAACACUCUUUCUUUACAUGCUAUUAAAAUAAUCUUUAAAAUUGACAUUAAAUAUUUAUAAUGUCAUUUGCUUUUGUAAAUUUGCUAAUGUACGUCAAAGUUUAAUAGCAUUGUCAUAUUGAAUUAUAAAUUUUAUUCUCUUUAAACGAUAAUGGGCAAUACCAUUUAAAUGUUGUAAAAAAAUAAUAGCGAGAGUUUUGAAAAUAUUUUAAUUAAAAACGUAUGAUAUGAGAAUAGGAACCUGUUAUGUUCAGUUAUAAUGUUAAUUAGAUAAACAUUAACACAUUAAACUGCUCAAUAUGACAUGACAAAAAUAGAUCAAGAUGAAAAUUUGUUGAUUUUUUUUGUAAAUUUUAAUUGAUUGUGUCAAAAGCUUGCAGACUUUGUUUUCUGAGUUUAUAAAAUGGCAUUAGAAUUUAUAAGCAUGUAAACAGCUGAUGGGAUCUGAAGAUUCGAGAUGAAAAAAAUACUAAUGUAUCUUUGUUGUUGUUCAUUUUUUAUUUCUUUGUAUUUAUGAUGAAGAAAGACAAUGUUGCAUUAAUACAUCUGAUGUUAAAAUGUUAGUCUGUAUGGAAACAUGUUCAUUUUCUAAAUUUUAACCCUGUGUAACAGUGUGGUUUUAAGAUUUAUAUAGAAGUUACAAAUAAAGGGAAUUAAACAUGUAAUAUGAUCAAGUUAACAGCUUUGCAGAGGUAUGGGUGUUAAAAUUAUUUUACAAUUUAUAACCGGUACAUUGACGAUCUUUUCUCUCAUUUUUUUUUCUUUUUGUAUAUUUUGUUCCUUUUCUCAGAUUUUUGUACAUGGAGUUCAAUAAACUCUUUGAUUACAAUAUAGAUAACCAAGAAGAGAUUAAUAUGUAAAAUAGCUGUGUAAAAUUU